Molecule: messenger RNA, 32120 nt
Organism: Paramuricea clavata
Lineage: Eukaryota; Metazoa; Cnidaria; Anthozoa; Malacalcyonacea; Plexauridae
Source: the annotation of a GenBank genome assembly
AUGAAUAUAUCCUUUGAAGGAGAAAAGGGCAAAGACCUGACUGAACGAGUAAUUUCAAAUCUGAAGGAAGAAGGUGUGAAAGAACACAACAGCAUCGCCUUAGCUCAAAAUGACACGGAGGACGACGGUGGCGAUAUAACAACUGUCGAAUGUGAAACAAUCGCUCAGGUAGUCUGUAACGAACUCCCUACUGAGGUAAGCGAGAUUAAAUUAAAACUAAACCAACAUAUUGUCGAAACGAAAGCAGAGCUUCAAAAAAUAAAGGAGAACUUUGCCGAACAGCUUGAUCAGCUAAAAGAACUGAGUUUGAAUGGUGGCACUAAAGUAACUGAAUAUUGUCUAACAAGCCUAGAACAUGAAAACGCUACCCUUAGACAUGAAAACACGCAACUUAGGCGCGAAAACGACUCCUUGAAAGAAAGGUUUAACAAUCGUUCUUAUAUGGUAUCGGAUCUAAAUACGAAAAUCAAAAACAUUGAAGAUGAGAAAUUGAGUCUAGUCACUGCCCUUAAGCUGCUGCAAGAAGACAGCAAAUCUAUAUCAUUAAACAAGACGCCGACUCGGCGUUAACCUCGGGUCGGUGGAUAGGGGAUCGUCUGGUAAAUAUCCAAAAAUUGUGUAAAUCACGAUAGUUUAACAGUUCACUAGUAUAAAUGGUGAAUCAGUUAAUCAAAGCUCCGUUUUAAUAUUUUAUUGACAAUAAUUACUGGCCCUCAUCAAACCUAUUGUUUUCUCUCUGCAUUAUAUCAGCGAAUGUCGAGAAGUUUUCAUUUAACGUUCUACUGAAAAACGGGAGCGGCCUUUUUGGUUGUAUAGGGAAAUUCCGGCUCAGGGGUAAAUGUUUAUACGCGUCAUAUUCUAUGUACGCGUUAAAAUAGCACACAACAUUAUUAAAAAUAAUGCAGCGUGCAUCAGUGCACACAGACAUUAUUAGCAAUAAUGCAUCUUCGUCACCCUGACAUGUACACGCGAUAACGUGAACAUCCCAAGAUGAGAAGGUGACAGUGCUAAAGGCCCCCCAUACGGUGUCGUCGGGUGCCUGAAGCACUGUUGGAAACGGUCGCUGUGAGUCUUUUCAGUUCAAUUUUAUAGAGAAAUAGUUUCGUUUGCGCUUGUGGGAUUUUAUCCUAGAUAUACGCAUGUGCAGAAUACACCAUAAGUUCUAUUCCCGUGUUUAUCCAAUACGCUAUUUGAGUAAACCUUAUCAUUAAUGAUAAUAUGUAAACUAGAACACUAUAAUUGACCUCCGCUUGUGGAGAUUUUAAUUUAGGGCGAUUAAUUAAACUGAAAUCUGUUCUAUCACAAUGCACUACAGUGCCUAUGGUUAUGUCUAUAUGCAUGUCCUCACAAAUGUCUAGUGUAACGUUGGAUAGGUUCAUUGUCAUACGGUCCCGACAAGCAGCAACGUACAGUAGUCUUCCAGCCGAAAAUAAUUACUUUUGAUUCGGGUCAGUAAUUAUAAUAGAUAACAAGUGAAAGUUGGCCGCGGUAUUCCCAUGCUAUGCAUACGAAGUAUUGUGCAUUAUAUCAACAUAUACUCGAGAAUAGUUAUCCAGCUAAACAUCUAUGUCAACAUUAUCACAUCUUCUGGUUUUAAAUAAAAAAUUUUGACGGAUUUUGUGCAAGGACAGCUUCGGGUUCCGUUUCGCUUUGGCCGAUGCUUGCCGGAAGUACACUUAUUUACCGGAAGUUGUCGUCUCCUCCGCAGGCCCUUCGAUCUUCGACUACGCGCGCGGCUCGACACAAAUGGAAAAAAAAACAAGAAAAAAAAAAAGAAAAAAAAAUAGGAGCCGAAUUUAAGACCUCGGUGUCGUACCGACCCGAGGUAAUAACAGAGAUGCAACGCACAAUACAUGGCAUACCCCAGGGCACAGAGCGAGAACUAAUGUACAUAAUAUUUCUGCUAAUUAUGCAUGCCAAAAUAAAACUGCUCGAUCUGCAGCUGAUAUGAAUGCUCAAGAACCGGACAUAAUAACGCCAAAUAGAUUCGGUCUCCUGUCCACAGAACAUGACUCAGAUAAAGAAUCAGAAUCUAAUGACGAAAUUGACCCGAGUGAGUCUAGCACUUCGACUAUUAAGGCCGGCGCACACUAGAGCUAUGUGCUUAGCAAAAUGUCAUUCGUGACUGUUGGCGUAAGGAGAUAGCUCUCGUGUGCGGGCGAUUUACGAACGACUUUUGUCAUUCGUGCCACUUACGCCAAAUAUCUAACAUGUUUGAUAAUUUCUGCCUCGCGUGCCAAAAUCUUUCCGUGUGCGGCGAACGAAAGCUAUCUGCUUACGGAUUGUCGUAACAGCACAUGCGUAGUAUACGAAAGUAAACAUCCAAGAUGGCGGCGCAAAAUGAAUUGCUGGCCGAGGCAAUUUUAGAGGACAAACUUACUGGCUAUUUCUUUCACCGCACAUUCCCUUUUGUCCCUAUUUCUAAAAUCUGCAGAACUCGCAUCAUAUAAACAUUUGUAUUCAGGCCAAAGUUCGACAAGUUUGUCCUCUAAAAUUGCCUCGGCCAGCAAUUCAUUUUGCGCCGCCAUCUUGGAUGUUUACUUUCGUAUACUACGCAUGCGCUGUUACGACAAUCCGUAAGCAGAUAGCUUUCGUUCGCCGCACACGGAAAGAUUUUGGAACGCGAGGCAGAAAUUAUCAAACAUGUUAGAUAUUUGGCGUAAGUGGGACGAAUGACAAAAGUCGUUCGUAAAUCGCCCGCACACGAGAGCUAUCUCCUUACGCAAACACUCACAUUUUGCUAAGCACAUAGCUCUAGUGUGCGCCGGCCUUUAGACAAAGUAGGUCAAGUAAUUUAAACAUGAUUCGAACAAACACGAUAGAAAACAAAGGAGAAAAGAAAGUCAAUCAACCCAAACUUCUAUUGAAUUUUCCAAGGGCAAGGCCAAAACCAACAAUAGAAAGCAUACAACAAAUGCAAAUUCAAACGAUUUAUUUCAAACAGGCUCAAAGAAUAAUAAGUCUGUUAAACUUGUUUUCAUCGCCGGGGACUCAAUUCUACAACAUGUUCACGGCUGGGACUUGUCUAACGAUAAACAACGUGUAUCUGUAAAGUCCUUUUCAGGGAGUAAAGCUGACGAUAUGCAAGAUUACAUAAAACCAUUACUACGCAAAAAGCCAGACGAGAUAAUAUUGCAUGUAGGCACUAACAAUAUUAAAGAUAACGCCAAGACGGCAGAAGUGGUUGCUGCGGGUAUCUUAAACCUCGGAACCCAAAUAAAGGAUAGUCUACCGUACCAUGCACUAACGUAUGUAUAUCGGGCAUUAUUACCAGGAAAGAUAAAGCUAAUAUCCAGAAUAAAAUUAAAACUGUAAAUGACAUUCUUAAACGGGUCUCUGACCAAAACAAAUAGACCUAUAUAGACAACACUAAUUUAGAUUAUACUUGCCUAAAUAGAGGUGGCCUACAUUUAUUAAAUAGAAAGGGUAGUAGCACUCUUACUAGAAAUUAUAGUAAUCACUCUAGUCGUAAUUGAAAUAAGGCAUGGCCAGGUGCUGUAAGGUAUGCUCAAUUUAACCCAUAUUUCCCUGAUUUCAAGGGUUUCAAGAUGGGUAUGCUUAACAUAACCAGUUUACCUAAGCAUAUUGACGAAAUUAAGAUCAUAUUAGCCGAUGAAUGUCUCGAUAUUCUUGCAUUAAAUGAGACAAGAUUGGAUGAUACUAUUAAUAACCAGGAUAUGUACAUAAGUAAUUAUGAUCUUAUUAGGGUCGAUCGUUCUAGAACAGGGGGAGGCGUCUGUUUAUAUGUGAAAACUUCCCUUAACUAUUUAGAACGAAAAGAUCUGACUAGAGAUAAUCUCGAAGCUAUAUGUGUUGAGAUUCGCAAACCUUCCACUGCACCAUUUAUUGUCGGUACUAUUUACAGACCUCCAAGUGCUUCUGUUGACUCUUUUGCCACAAUUGAGCAAUUAGUAAAAACAAUAGAUAAUGAAAAUAAGGAAUUUUACAUACUUGGUGACUUAAAUGCUAACAUGCUUGACACCUCAAACAAUGCCACAAAGAAUUUAAAUUCAAUCAUGGAAUUAUAUCAAUUAUCGCAAACGAUAAACACACCCACCCGUGUGACCACGACCUCAUCCUCCCUAAUAGACGUUUGUCUUACUCCCACUCCAACUAAGUUAAUAACAUCACAAGUAAUACCAAUUGCCAUUAGUGAUCAUUGUAACAUGAUCUUCGCUGUUCGUAAAAUAAAUAUGCAGCGCAAACAAAACAGUCACAAGAAAGUUGAAAUUCGAAAUUUAAAAUAUUUUAAUGCUGAGAGUUUCCAAGCUGACCUGCGUGGUCAGGAAUGGGAAUUAUUAGAUAACAAUCUCUGCGUUGAUAAGAUGUGGGACACAUGGAAGACACUUUUCGUACAAGUUCUUGAUAGGCAUGCCCCAAUCAGGGAAAAGAGAGUUAAAAGUAAACCAAAUGUUCCUUGGCUCACUAGUACAAUUAAAAAACAAAUCCGCGAACGCGAUCGCCUUAAAUCUCUUGCUAUUAGACAUAAAUCGGAAAAUUACUGGAACGCAUACAAAACCUCUAGAAAUCGCGUAACUGAUGCAUUGCGAGAAACAAAAGCAGCAUAUUAUAAAGGAGAAUUUAAGAAAGUCAAACAUGAUCCCAAACAAGCAUGGAAAACUGUGAAUAAAAUCCUAAACCGUAAACAAGAAAGUAGAGAAAUAAAUUGUCUUGAAACACAGAGAGGACAAAUUUCACAUCCAACAGAGUUAGGCCACAUAAAAAAAUUGCUUGUUUAGCGUCCCCGCCCGACCUGAUAAAAGUCCCCGACCUCCAAUUUUUUAUUUUUUUUUUUUAAUCCAUCCGAGUUCAGUGCAAAAACUCUCUAUAAAAAAGACCGUUUUACUUGAAAAAAUGGUGAUUUUAUUCUUUUGGGAGCUAUGUAAUACGUUUACACAAAGUUUCCUUCCCAGAAUAUGCCUGUUCGCAGCUAAAGUGUUCGCGCGUGACCGUCAAACGGUAAUUUUCUGUUUUAUUAAAAACAUGAACUGUGAUUAAAAAACAUGAACGGAUUUUGAAAGAAUUAAGUGAGUUUUGACUGUGGUAAUAUAUUGGAUUUCCUGCAUUUAGCAGAAUUUUGUGUUGCAUUUUACGAAAAAAAAAAAAAAACCCCGCCCGCCCGACCUAGAAAAAUUAAAAUGGGUGGACGCUAAACAAGUAACUUUUUUUAUGUGGCCUUAGCGGAGUGUUUUAAUAAUUAUUUCACCAAUAUUGGUCCAGAUAUUGCCAAACUAUCGACAAUGGUGACAGAAAUUUCAAGGAUUACAUCACGACAACAACUAGUAGCUUUAAUUUCCAAACAGUAUCUGAAUCGAACGUAUACGUAUACAGACUUCUGUUAUCUCUAAAUCCUCGUAAAUCUACUGGAAUUGACAAAAUCCCUGCUAAAAUUAUUCGCAUUGCUGCUCCUGUAAUUACAAACUCAUUGACAAAAAUUUUCAAUAUGGCCAUUAUAAGUGCAACUGUUCCUUUUGAGUGGAAAAUAGCAAGAGUCACUCCCAUAUUUAAAAACGGCCCACGAAACUUAUUAAACAACUAUCGCCCCAUUUCUAGCCUCCCUGUAGUAAGUAAACUUUUUGAAAAAGUAUUAUACGAACCGGCUCCAUGAGUAUCUUGUUACACAGGAGUUGUUGUCCCCUCGUCAAUUUGGUUUUAGGAAGUUUCAUUCUACAGCCUCCGAUAGUACAAAUGAAUGGUUUAUUAAUAUGGACCGUGGUUUGUUUAAUAUAGCUGUUUUUCUGGACUUACAAAAGGCGUUCGACACCAUAAAUCAUGACAUCCUGUUAACGAAACUUGAUCUUUAUGGCCUACAGAAGCCAUCAUUAAACCUUUUAGUAUCCUAUUUAGCGAAUAGAACCCAAAUGUGCUCCGUUAAUGGCGCUCUGUCGGGCACGAAGUUGGUUACAUGUGGAAUCCCUCAAGGUUCAACUCUUGGCCCACUCUUAUUCUUGAUCUACAUUAAUGAUCUGCCUAACAGUUUGGAGUACUCGUCGACAAGAAUGUUUGCCGACGAUACGAUUCUAACUGUAUCUGGCAAGUCAAUGCAAGAUGUAGAGGUGGCCAUAAAUCAUGACCUUACCAACGUUAAACAAUGGCUUUCUGCAAAUAGAUUAUCUCUUAAUCUAGUCAAAACUGAGUAUCUACUAAUAGGAUCUCGGUACAACAUAAAUAAUUUACUUGCAGCUCCAAAUGUAUUUGUUGGUGAUACACCAAUUAAAAAGGUCAAAGAAACAAAAGCACUUGGAGUUCAUAUUGACGAGUUUCUAUUGUGGGAUAAGCAUAUUGAUAAAAUUGCUAAGAAGAUUUCAUCCGGAAUUGGGGCGAUCAGAAAGCUAAAAUCUUGUGUGGAUCAUAUUACAUUAAUUUGUGCUUAUAAUGCACUUAUACUUCCACACCUAGACUAUGGUUGCGAAGUUUGGGACACCAUUGGUGACACCAUUGGUGCCACUCUUUCUGAUCGACUCGAGAAACUACAAAAUAGGGCAGCUAGAGUUAUUACUGGCCGUAAAAACGAACACGGUCAAUCUGAACUUGCUCUAGACGAACUGAAAUGGAAACCUUUAAGUGAACGCAGAACACAUUUCGUAGCAAGUCUUAUGUAUAAAAUAACUCACGAACUGGCGCCAAAACGACUAACCAACAUUUUUCAAAGGACGUCUUCCUCUUAUUACUAUAAUAUGCGAGGCUCUUCCACCAAACUCUUUUUGCCCAAACCUAAGACUGAAUAUCUUAAAAAAAGUCUUAGUUAUAGAUGAGCGAAUUGUGGAACAGCCUUUCUGAUGAAGCAAGAAACAAACACACUCUUUUUUGGUUUAAUUCAUGGUUACGACACCUGGCCAAUUAAUCAAUUAAUUAAUUAAUUAAUUAAUUAAUUAAUUAAUUAAUUAAUUAAUUAAUUAAUUAAUUAAUUAAUUAAUUAAUUAAUUAAUUACGUUAAUUGAAAAUAUUGAACAGUACUAACAUUAAUUCAAUAUGUAAAUAAUUAUAUACUAGUUGUAUUUGUAAAUGUAUUGUAAUUGUUGUUAACUGUAAUGUAAUGUAUGACCAUAAUUUGUAUUAACUGUAUUUUUUAACUAUUUAAAUCUACGCCCCCCUUGGAAAUCAGCCUUCGCUGUAGGGGUUAGCGUAGUUAAAUAAAGUUUUACCUACCUACCUAUACAAUGCAUAGGAAAGAUUUGAACAACAAGAACAAAGUCUAUAUUUAUUUAUUUAAUAAUUUUAGGAUUUCUGGUACUAAAUCAAUUCUUAUAAAUGUUUACGAUUAAAAAUUGAAAAAAAGUUUUGCAAUCGGUUAUGUGAAACAAUUAGUUGAAGCCGCUUUCUUACAUGUAUUUUUUAUAUUUUUGCCUUCUUCACUCCUGGCAAAGAGAUCAGUGAGAUGACCACAAAUACACCAUGCGCCCGCAAUUAUUGAUGAACUUUAGACGGGCACACCAGAGGAACGCCGUCGAUCAUCAUCACUUCGCCACUAGCCUGCGUGACAGGCUCAAUGGGCCUGCCACGCAGGCUACUUCGCCACAAGCGAAUCGAACUCCAUCGAACACUCGCAAAUGAUAGCCUAUACGUUUAACACUAAGGACUUUCUUGUAGUAUAGAAAGGAUACAUUUUCAAGUCAGUGAUCAUGAGGGUGAUGGGGUUGCAUAAAUGCAUAACUCCUGUCCAAACAGUCAUGCAUCAUGCAAUGGGAAAGGUAAAGAUAAUGAUAAAAAUUGAUAGUAGAUCAACGGAUGAUUGUCAUAAUUCCCACGUUCCUACUCUACUUGUAACGUCUAUGCAUGCAUGGAUGCUUUAAAAAUUUAUGCGGAAUAUUUUGUGAUAUAGAAUAUAUUUGUGAUCAUAUGUUAUAUUUUCAAUUGGCAGGGGGGGGGGGGGCUAAAUUCUACAGAGAGUGAAAUUCAAAUGUGGAGUUAAUAUUUUGACCUCAAGUUAUUCUUUGGUUUUGGAGAGUAAAGAUUCAAUGAUAUCAGAAAACCACCUCCUCUCCCACGCUUUGUGACGUAAUAAACGAUCAGUUUAAUUAAAAUCCCACUUUAUACAAAGUCAGUAUAUGUCAAAUGUUAGCGCAUUAGAGCAGUAUCAUCUUGUUCAGCUAGGGAUUUUUCUUGAUAGUAUACAAGAGAUAAGUGUUUAAAGCCCGUUCUCCACGAGAUUGUCUAUUUGGCGUGGGUGGGUGGGUGGGUCGUGCGUCGUGGGUCGUGCGUCAGUAAAUCGCAAAAAAAUUUAAAACCGAACUAUACCAUGAACUGCCAAAAUUUUGCACGAAUCUUUUUAGCUAUAUGCCACAUCUCUAUUAACUAUGACCACAUUGGCAAAAAUGCUGGUAGAUUCGGUGAACUUGUGGGUGGUUGAAUUUAAUUACAGUAAUUUAACUUGUAAAAGACAUCGGUGACCUCCAAAUUUAGGCUGCUGCGGUAUAUCGAUAUACCGAUAAUUAUCUUUUUUAUCAAAAUACCGAUUACUCGAUAUUGGAAUUUUCAAUAUAUCGGAAUAUCGAUAUUUUUCGGUAUUAUCGAUGUCACGUUUACGUUUGUAUAUUUAAACGUCAUAUCAAGCUUUUUCAAGCGCUGAUUGAAGUUAUUUCAGAAGGACAAAGACGACAAUAGAGAGUUUUAGAUUGACGUUCUUCAUUAUUACGGCAAACCGCAAACCGAUAGUCGACGUAUCCGUUACAAGUUUGCAGUUCGGAUUUUAAAAACGAUUUAGAUUUAGGCCUAAGGUUUUAACUUCCAAAAUGUAAACUUAACCGGUGGGCAAUAGCAUCCCAAUCCAUUGGCUUUUGCGUUCGGCAGCUUGCAACCUCCCUAGCCAAUGCAAGAUCAUGUUGUAUGCUCGCAGCUCGGCCACCGAAAGGGUUUCGUGGAUGAUAUUUUUCCAAGUUCUGUACUAGACACAAACAGAUUUUAUAUAAAAUUCGCAACAAAAUUAGCCUAAGAGUAAAAUUUAAAUCUCAAAAUCAUGAGAAAAACAAAUGACAACAAAAACAAUUUAAUCAGCUAUGCAUUUGGGCUAUGCUUUUGCCAGCCAUUUUGUUUAUUUACAUCGACUGAAUUCGACACAACAGUUCAGUCGAAGAUAGUAGUUUCAUAUCCUUAUUUUAUUCAAGAGAGAAAGUCAUAGUGAUAAUAAACAUAAAUGCCAUGUUUAUACGCGAGAAAAAGAACAAAAAAUUGCAUGAAAACCUUGAGGGAAACUACCUACCUGAAAACAGCCUCCCUCGCGUAGAAACGUCUACUUCGAACGUGUAACCUGACGGCAAGAUGGCUGUCACGUGAUUUUUAGCCGUUUGCGGUUAGCGCGAAUUACGAAAAUACGUCAAUCUAAAACUCUAUAAUGUGCUAAGUAACUCCGCGGGAAAAUCCGUCAAUUAAGGUUAGAGCGCGAUCUAAAACGUGUUUGUUUAUACGUUACGUUGGCGUACGUUGCAAGGUACGGUAUUAUGUCAUUUCGCUUAGUUAUAGGUAACAUGUCAUUUCGCUCGUGAACUUUUAGAACGUAAACAACGGUGGAUUACAAAUGUUUUAGAAAAACAAGAACUAACCUCAUUGGACAUUGUUAGUUUUCUGGUGAUAUAGGACGAUCUUUGUUUCGAACUCGCAGUUGAAUAAAAUGUUUUGAAACAAUUUCCCGGACAAAAAUACCACACAUGUUUCAUCCGGUGCGGUAAUCAAUGCUAAUAUUAAGUAAUAUGCAUUUUCAAUUCGUAAAGCGGACACAACACAGGCUACUGAUCACUGGCCUCACACUUUUUUGAAAAUAUCACGCACCCGAUGAGUCAAAGCUGUUAUAUCGUGGCUGUUUGGCAGCAUUUGAAAACAGAAAAUUUUGCAUAAAAUUAAGCAAAUUUUGCAUAAAAUUAAGCAAAAUGUACAAUCGCGAAAAAAUAUCGAUAUAUCGGUAUUAUCGAUAUUUUUUUUCCGGUAUCGGUUUUCGUUUUUUUUUCAAAUACCGCAACAGCCUACCCCCAAUUUUUAUUUCAUAAAAUAAUUUUUUUUAGUAUACUCAAUUAUUUUGACAAUUUAUUAAAAUACCGAUCUAAAUGGUAAAUUUUCCAUUUUUUUGAAAACUGUGUCGCUACAUUUUUUUGAAAACCGUACGGCCUACUUUUACGCAAACGUGAAUUACAAUUGCAACUUUCAUGCUUAAUUUUGUCUGUUAUCUGGGCGGUAUACUAGCUCGUCAAAACUUUAGGUAUUUAAACGGAUAACUGCAUUGAAAAGUCCUUCAAAACAGUACAUUUUUUAAGGAUUCUUCAGUCAGGGUGGGGCAAAAUUGCUAAAGGGCCCAUUCUCUCCUUGUCCUCCCCCAUGCAGGAUAGUAUACGAUCGCCGAAGGUGUGAGCCGAGUACCGUAGGCUCGAGUUAGCUAGUGAUGGUUUUAAAAUUUGGGUCUCUGAAAUAGCAUUUCGUGCAUUCUAAGGACACAUUUUUUAAAAAAGUUUUAAUCAGGUGAAAAUUGUAAUAAAUUGCAUGCUAAACAUUCAAACACAACAUAAGUUCAGUUCAAACACAACAUAAGGUCAGUUCAAACACAACAUAAGUUCAGUUACUAGUAUGCUGCACCAACAAAUUUAGUUUUUUAAACUUUUUUUCAAUGUUAAACUCAUUUACUCAUACCGAGUCCUAGGGACCUGGCUUUGGGGCAAUAGGCCAUUUUUUUCAGUUGUGGGGCAAAGGAAGGGGCCCAGUGGGGCAAAUGCCCCACCAGUCCACAGUAUUAAAAAAUGCCUUGCUUCAAAAAUAGCACAUUACACUCAUGGCAUAAAAUUAGAUUACAUGCAACACGACUGGAUAACAUGCAGUCUUAACAGAGGAAAUCAUGAAAGUGGCAAUUGCAAUCGCGUUUGCGUAAAAGUAGGCCGUAUAUAUACGGAAAUUGUCGCAUAUCUCAACGGGAAUUUUAGGUAAAUUUAAACCAAUAACUACAUUGAAAAGCGCUUGAAAAACAGCACAUUAUAAUAGCAUAAAAUUGGAUUAUUACAUGCACAGAUAACAGAGAAAAUUAAGCAUGAAUGUUGCCAUUGUAAUUCGCGUUUGCGUAAAAGUAGGCCGUACUGAAAUUGUUAUAUCUCAACGGACAUUUUAGGUAUAUUUAAACCGAUAACUGCAUUGAAAAGCCCUGGAAAAACAGCACAUUAUAGUAGCAUAAAAUUUGAUUACUAUACCGAUGCACAGAUAACAGAGAAAAUUAAGCAUGAAUGUUGCCAUUGUAAUUCGCGUUUGCGUAAAAGUAGGCCGUACUGAAAUUGUCACAUCUCAACGGGAAUUUUAGGUAUAUUUAAACCGAUAACUGCAUUGAAAAGCCCUGGAAAAACAGCACAUUAUAGUAGCAUAAAAUUGGAUUACUACACACAUAACAGAGAAAAUUAAGCAUGAAUGUUGCCACGGUAAUUCGCGUUUGCGUAAAAGUAGGCAGUACUGAAAUUGUCAUAUCUCAACGGGAAUGUUACUUUUAGGAUGAUAACUGCAUUAAAAAGCCCUUGAAAAACAGCACAUUAUAGUGGCAUAAAAUUAAAUUACUACAUACCCAUGCAGAUAACAAAGAAAAAUAAGCAUGAAAGUUGCAAAGGUUGGGAUUUUAAUUCUGCAUGAAAAAUACAAAUACCACUCUAUAUAUGCCUUCAUAUCCGCAUUUUACCCCCUCACCGUCCGUUCGCAUUUUACCCUCCUGUCCGUCCGAUUUUUACACUCUCAUCCAUCCGUCCGUCGUCUAUCCGUCUUAAAAAAUAUUUUCAUUGUCUAUACGACGCUCAACACCGUACCCGCGACCCACCCACCCACGCCAAAUAGACAAUCUCGCAUGCAUGUGUGCACCUGCAUUUAGACUACAAUUAUUCAGAAUUGGCGCAACCAUAUUUUUUUGUUUAAUUUCUGAUGUAUCUUCAAAAUUUCGUUUUAUAGUUGGGAAUGAGCAAUAUCAGUGGCAACAUCACAACUGUGCCUCCUACUGGGUGAGUUGCAUGGUCAGCACUGCAGGGGCGAGGAGGGGUAUAGUUGGAGGUCUAAAACCAACAAUUGAACCUCUCUAUGCUAGGGAUGCACCGGAACCGGUUUUUUAAGUUCCGGCCGGAACCGGAUCCAACCGGAACUGGAAAAAAGUUCCGGCCGGAACCAGAACUAAUUUAUUAAGCCAUAUAUAGUCAUAUGUUACUUUGUCCGCUGCCAGACAAGCAGACACUUCAAAUCAUCAAGUAGAGAGUUCGCAAAUAUCAGAAUAAAAAGACUGACAAACGUUAAACGUCAUAAUGAAGUGUUAAUAGUGUAUAUUUCCCUUGCGUAGUCCAACUUUCGUCCUACUGUGACCUUUUGUGAGACACAAAAACGUUUGAUAUUCUAUUUCCCUGAAAACGACAGAGUUCCGGUUCCGGCCAUGCUUUUUUUACUAGUUCCGGCCGGAACCGGAACUCUAAAAAAUCGGGGAUCCGGUUGGAACUAACCGGCCGGAACCGAAUUCCGGUGCACCCCUACUCUAUGCAGAUACCUCUCAUUAGUGGACACCAUUUUUGGGUCCAGUGGUCAAACAUCUAUUGUAUUACUAUAUUUACAACAGCUGCAUAUGCAGACACUAUAACAAAAUCCCAAAUAUUAUAUCACUUGUAAGCAGACAGUUUACAUUGUAUUUUCAUUAAAAUAGCCGUUAUCUGACUGGUCUGAAAUUUGAAUUUGUUCUCAGUAUUCAACUGGGGAUACCAGUAUUGAAAGUUUUGUAUCCCCCCUGAGAAUCCAAUCGAUCCCAUUUCUGACUGCAUACUGGUUACCAUAAGUAUUAUGCCCUGUUCCAUCCAAUUAAGUUUCCAUAUUACUCGCACUGUUACAAAUUACAAUAACAACAGGAGAUUCAACAAUCUCGAACUCAUUAAUAAUUUAUGAGCAAAUUAGCGAAUGAACUCACCCUAAUUCGUCACAUGAUUGAGGUUGGAUACCGCAAGGAAACACGCUAAAAAUCAUAUACCAUCACUGUUGUUAGAUGAAAAACGGUUUUCAUCUAAUAACUGAGAUCCUAAUUACAAAUUCAAGUCAAAACACAACAAUAUACUAUAAUAAUAUAUAUAAGCCAAUGAAAUGUUUUCGUUCGAGAUGUUGUGUAAACAACUCGUUUCUCGUGUUUCAUCAGGGGAUCCAAACACUCGAAAACAAGUUUUCUCGUUUGAAAUUUUCUUAGUAUCCAGUUGGAAUAUAAGUCAUUCACAAUUUGGUAUUUAAAACCAAAUUUUAGUAUCCUGUGGAUAUAUAGGGAUACUGCAAAUUUCUGACCCUGUCUGCAUGAUGUUGUGUUGAGUUCCUACCCAUUGAGCAUCAGUUCUCUUCCCUUGACAAGUAAAAUUGCCUGCCGUUAGACAGUAAAAUAUAACAAAGUGGGGUGCAUUAGGGUGCAAUGCAACUUAAUGGGUUAAUAUUAAAAACAUCUGUCUGAUGUAGAUUUAUAUACAUACUAAUUAAGGGUGCAAAAAUAUGUUGUUACUAUUUUGGUGAUAAAUGUUUAGUCCACACACAGUUCUACAAUCAGGAUAUUGUAUAUGCAUGCAUGGUGAUAAAUUAUUAAUUUCUAAAAUUAAUUAAUUAUUAAUUUGUCUAUUUCCAGUGUGCCAUGUGAUGUGGAUAAAACCUUUUUUCCUCACCUAUUUUUAAUUCCUGCAGUAAGUUGAACAUUAUAUUUUUACCAAUUGACAGAUCGAGGUAGAAAUUUACAUUUGCUUCUACUAUGCAACUGGAAUAGCAGAUUUUGGAAAUUUACUAUUUCGGUGGAAUUAAGAUCCACAAUUUGUUAAUGAAAGCCUAAUUGAAUUAAAUGCAAGCGCAAAAAUUCGACUACAAAAUCAACAGUUGUUAGUAGUAAAAUUAUCCUCAACAUAUACCAGCAGGACCGUAACGAGGGGGUGUAAUAUUGCAUUUGCCAAAAACAUUUCAGCCGCUAAUUAAUCUUUUUUCCCCAAAAUUUUUGGUGAUUGGGGGAGGGGGGGAGUAAAAACAUUUUCCAGACAUACCAUUGUUCACUAACUAAUUUCCAAUUCAUGUACCAUAAUUUCUUAAAUCUUUUGGUAAUAUUUUCAUAAAUUUAUCAAACUUUUUGCUAUAAAAUUACUUUUUCAUCUGAGCCACUCAAAUAUUUUUGCUGAUUAUAUAUGAAAACGAUUUGCCGAUAAAACCAUUAUUUUGCAUUUUCAGGGGUUGUCACAACCCCACACCCACCCCACCCACCCCCCUAUAGCUACGGCCCUGCAUACUAGUAAUAUAUUAUAAAUUGAUACUACAUUUUUUCUACUAUAUAAUUAUAAAUGGAAUACUGAGACCAUGAAGUAUACCAUUCUGUCAGACAUUUUACUACCGGCAUAUACAGAAUAUAGCGUAAAUUUCGACCCCGGAUUGAUAACUGCUUUAAAUGAGUUAAGUUAUUUGUUGAAGACCUGUUUGAUACUAGGGGUGCACCGGAUUUCAAAUCCGGCCGGAAUUCCGGCCGGAUUUAACGAAUUUUCCGGCAUCCGGCUUCCGGCCGGAUUUGGAGAAAAUCCGGCCGGAUUUAAAUUUCUGUUUUCACCUUAAAAAGUUCACCAAUUAAAUAUAAAGCAUCAAUUUGGCAGCUUUAAAGUUUAAAAAAACACUUAUAUUAUUAUAAAAUAUUAAGUUAUUAACAAAAAGAUGUUUAAAAAAGGUUUAAACACAAUCAAAAAUCUAAACUGACACUAACUAAAAAUAGUAAAAAACGAGAAAAUCCGGCCGGAUUUAAAUUUCUGUUUUCACCUUAAAAAGUUCACCAAUUAAAUAUAAACCAUCAAUUUGGCAGCUUUAAAGUUUAAAAAAACACUUAUAUUAUUAUAAAAUAUUAAGUUAUUAACAAAAAGAUGUUUAAAAAAGGUUUAAACACAAUCAAAAAUCUAAACUGACACUAACUAAAAAUAGUAAAAAACAUAAACCGUCAUUUUGAAUACUGAUUUAUCCCCAAUUGGGACCAUUACCGGUUUAUCUCAAAUCCGGCAAAUCCGGCCGGAAUUUUUGUCCAAAUCCGGUUCCGGCCGGAUUUGAUAAUUCCAAAUCCGGUGCACCCCUAUUUGAUACUUUGAUAAACAGUGUCAUUUUGGAUGUCUGUCACUCAUGAGUAAAAGUAAGGCUAGUACUUGUUUUCUUGGUAGACUUGAGUUGCCAGUCAAGGCUAACCCCUAUGCUCUAUUUCAGGGAAUAAUUAUCACCGUAUUGGCAUUUUUACGAAAACGAACAAGUUUUAAAAAGGAUGUUUGGGGAGGUCGACCUGGGCUUGUUGUGUAAGUUCAGUCUCUAGCAGUUGACUUUUUACAUGAUAAAACGUCAUGAACCUUGCAACAAGGUGAUAUAGCAACUUGUUCCAGACUAAUUAAUUGUCACAAUGACUGCGAACAGAGUUGUACACUUGACGCAAAUUAAGUGACCUGGACUAAUUUGACUCGCAAUUCUUGUGACUUGACUUAACUUAAUCAGGGUAACGACUUGUGACUUGGACUUGAACAAAAUGACUUGUGACUUGACUUGGACUUGCAAGAAAUGACUUGUUACCAACGCAAGUCAAACAUAAAGUUUGUACAAUUUGUACAGUGACCCUGACUGGUGAGUGGUGGGUUUUUAGUUACACACAUGGACAUGGUGCUGAGUUUCUUGUCCGUUCUAUUGUUUCAGUGCCAAUGGACAACUUGCAUGUUAGACUAAAUUUUAAUCUAAGUCAAAAUAAGGUUAGCUUGGCCAUGAUGGGAAUCGAACCCCGCGACCUUAGGGAUACUAGUCCAAUGCUGUGCCAACUGAGCUACGCAGUCAAGUUAAGCAAGACAUGAAAAAUUGGCGAAAGAAGUUAAUAAUGGACCUUUCACCUUUUGACUAAAAUUCAAAUCUCAACAAGUCUAGACAAACAUUUUAUCACAGCUUGAAAGAGCAUCACAAAAUUAGAAAUAUUCCAAAGUUUCGUUGCGAAAUGUUGUAAAAUGCGGAUAAUAUAGCCUUGCGAAGUUUGCAAUUUUCAGUCAUUUUGGAUAACUUACAAACGGGAAAUACAUACUCUUUUUCCGAAGGAGGUAUGUAUUUCCCGCGCGUAAUACAAAAUGACUGAAAAUUGCAAACUUCGCAAGGCUAUAUUAUCCACAUUUUACAACAUUUCGCAACGAAACUUUGGAUUAUUACUAAUUUUGUGAUGCUCUUUCAAGCUGUGAUAAAAUCUUUGUCUAUAGACUUGUUGAGAUCUACAUUUUACUAUUUUAGUCAAAAGGUGAAAGGUCCAUUAUAUAAAUUAUAGUUUCAAAAGUUCUUUCAAAUGAGAACAUAACAAUUUAUAUUGCUAUUUCCCUUUAAUGCAAGUCCACUACCUACCAAAGGUUAUUUCUUAACUACACAAAGAUUAUGGAACGUACUACCAAAGUCUAGAGUUUGACAGCAAUAACAGUAGUAAAGGCGGGACAAUUAAUUUAAAAAUUGACUUUCUAUAAGGGGCUGUUUAUAUGAGAGGCGGGACGGGACGUUUGCCGGGACGGGACGAUGAACGGGAUCUCGGCUCGUAUAAAUUUCUAUUAUAUUUAUCACCAGAUGUUUAUAUGGAAGCGGAACGUUUUUCAUCCCGUCCCGGGCAAGCGGGAUCCCGGUUUGUGCAACCGCGAUCCCGCUUAAACCGGGACGUUUUCUUCCAUGUAAACACUUGUUGCCGGGACGGGAUGGAAGGCGGGAUGAUUUUGGUGUAUUGAAAUAAAUGACUAGGCUUAAACGAACUUUCGAACAACGGUUAAAGAAACUGAAAUGUUGUUAGAGAAGAUCUCGUAGUUCAAGAAGAUUAUUAUUGCUGCUUCAACAACCUUUCGUUUACAAUUAUACUGUAAUCUAUUACUAGAAAAAUAAUGUGAUUUUGCUAAAUCGUGCACCGUGACUUAUUUCAAUACGUCAAAAUCAUCCCGCCUCACAUCUCGUCCCGGCAAAGCGGGAUCAUGUAAACAGCUCUCAACCCGGGAUGUAUAAAUCGUCCCGUUCCGGCAAACGUCCCGUCCCGCCUCUCAUAUAAACAGCCCCUAAGUAUUACAAGUUAUAGUUAGCGCUGGAAGACUUUUCGACGUUGAUGAUCCAAGGACAUGGGAAUUUUUUGUCUUGUAACAAGUCUCGUAAUCUGUCCUGCCAAAUAUCGUGUUUUCAUUAGAUUUGUGUUUGUUGUUAGGCUACAAUGUAGUAUUAAUUAGCAUAGUUCAUGGGGCCGCUGUAAUUGGUGCCGUAGCCUUUUUCACGCCGCCAUUUUUGGGUGGCAUUUCAGCCGAAGUCUGCGAGAUAAGUCCACACAACAGCAACUUUUUAUAAUUGUUUGGACGAAUGAUGGUAAAUUUGCUUUGUAAAUGGUUAGUUUAUUUUAAAAAAUUGCUUUUCACAUUGUUUUAAUUGCCUGCACUGGAUAAUGAAAAUUUGAUGCCACCCAAAAAUGGCGGAUAUUCGUCAUCGUGAGAAAGGCUAACUGGGACCAUUCAAUGAUUGGGACACAUAUUAUAUUAUAAUAUGUUGUUGUAAAUAAUUAUACUGUUAAAUGUUGCAUGACGAAAUGACUUGACUUGGACUUGCAAUAUAAGACUUGUUUUGACGACUCCUGACUGGGAACAAGCAGUGUGAACGCAUCCUGAUACUGGCUUAACAACAGCUUGUUUGCAAGUCUGUAACAACUCGCGCAUUUUAACUUGUCUAUACCCACAAUUAAGUCAUAGCCAGAUUUGUAUAACUGCCCAUGCACGUCAUGAAACCAAAAAGAUGUUUUUUAUAAAAUCUGAAAUCCUGCUCCGUUUGACGUAAUGCUUUUACCCUGUGUAGGCCUAUAGAUUUUCUUGGUAUUGAUAAUGACCGCCUGGCCAUCAUGUGUGUGUUUGGAGCUGCCACUGGAUCAAUCACUAAUCUGAUCAUUGUCAGAGAUGUGGGACAGAAUGUUUGGGGAGCUGGUAUAGAUGCUUUUCAGUUUUCUCACAUUGAUCCCUGCUAUGCAGGCUUAUUAGAGAGGAUGGGGGCUUAUUUAUUUAUUUAGUUAUAGAAGAAUUAGGUCAUUAAUGCAAAUUCUUUUUAUCGUACAUGUCUCUUAACCUGAAUAAGCUUGCGAUUUUAUUGAAGCAUUCAAUUUUUCGUCUGUAGCAUUUCUUAGCAUUGGGACUGCACUCGAAGUUGCUUUCCUUUAUUAUCCAUACUUUGGAUGUUUGGCAUCAUAUCACAGGAUUAUUGGAGCUUUGAUGGGACUUCCUUACGUUGUUGUCUAGUAAGUAUGCUCGAAUUUAUUAUGAUAAUACAUACUAAUUAUUAUAGCCUAGUAAUUAACUGUAAUAAGGGUACAUGUGGUUACUAGAGAUCUUGAACUGCAAACAGCAAACUUCAAAUCACAUAUACGUAAGUUCUACAACUAGUUUUUGCAGUACUGUAAACGUCAAUCUCAUUAAGGUGUCGACUGUUACAGAAGUCAGAACCAUCCUCAGACUCUUUUCAUUGUUUUGAAAAUUCCAACGGUUCCCCAUGCCAUCAAGUCACUCACUACAUAUGUCUUAUAUAUUAAGUAUUUAUGCAAACCAUAGAUAUCUUAUAUACACUAGAUAGCGCAUCUCUUUUAGUAAAAUUGAAGCCAAGAAUAUUCCAGCGUUACCCCCAUUUGAAUAGAUGGCGGCCAUGUCGGAAGUUUCCCACUCGCUAAUAAACGCUUAAAAAACAACAAUAACUUUCAUCAUUUGAAUUGUUUGAAAAUGUAUUUGGAAUAGGUUUAACUUAAUGUUUAAAUUCCCUGUUUAAGAAGUAGAAAACAUACGAGUCUUCUCAUUUCAUGGGAAUAUCCUGAGUCUGCAAUCACGGCUUCAAUUUUUGAAUUGCAGAAUAAUUAGAUGCACUAUCUAGUGUAUAUAAGAUACCUAUGAUGCCAACAUCAUUUUGUGAUACUUAUUAUAGUCACAUUGAAAUUAUUUUGUGUUUUUAUUGCAGUUUUUCUAUAUCAAUGACGGCAGAUCUUCAAAAGUGUAAUGUAAGUAUAUUUUUGUCCAUUAAUGGCAUUAUUAAUAUACAGUAUGUCUAUAGGGGUUCUUUAAAGUGCCUAUGACACGAAAUUUCACCGUUUAUGGUUGUAUUGUAAAGAUCACUUAAAAUGACUUAAUAAUUUCUUUUAUAGAAUUUUGGUAACUUGCUCCCUUUUCAAGAUAUUCAACUUUCAUGCUUGUCAUGUUACUCUGAGUGUAUAUCCACACCGGGCAAGCUUGAAAAAUAUGCAUGACCACGGUGGGAAUCGAACCUAGUUCAACCUACGACCUUUGGAAUACUAGCCCAAUGCUCUGCCAACUGAGCUACGCGGUCAGGUCGGUUCGAGUAUGUGAUAUUUCGGAACUGAAUCUGGUUCCUUCGAUAUCAAUGUAAUCUAAUAAUCAGUAGUGAUUUUUCUGUGUUGGUGUACAUUGAUAUCGAAGGAACUAGAUUCUGUUCCGAAAUAUCACUUACUCGAACCAUCCUGACCGCGUAGCUCAGUUGGCAGAGCAUUGGGCUAGUAUUCCAAAGGUCGUAGGUUCAAUUCCCACCGUGGUCAUGCAUAUUUUUUAAGCUUGCCCGGUGUGGAUAUACACUCAGAGUAACAUCACAAGCAUCAUAUUCACCUGAGUACAUUACACCAACACAGAAAAAUCACUAUAUUCAACUUUGUUUCAUAUGCAAAUAUCACCGGUGUGACAUCACAUCACAUAAUGAGUUUUCAGGAAAGUAUAGUUUUCUUGACGAAUACGUAUCUAAAAAACUUAAAAAUUGCCCUUGUAUAUGUAUUAAUUUCAUAACUGCUAAUUAACCCUCUGUAUUUGUUUGUAAACAUAUUUUAUCAAGGUAAAUAUUGCGUUUUCAAAAUGUCAUUAUGCGAUGUGAUGUCACACCGGUGAUAUUUGCAUAUGGAACAAAGUUGAAUAUCUUGCAAAGGAAGCAAGUUACCAAAAUUCUAUAAAAGGAAUUAUUAAGUCAUUUUAAGUGAUCUUUACAAUAUAUUAGGAAUGUUCGGUAUGAGAAAUUUCCGGUAUCGGUAUACCGAAAAAAUUAUACCGAUAUUAUCGGUAUACCGGUUUUCCUUUGAUAACUAUAAAGGAAAAUUCUUUAAUGGAAGUUUGAAGGAAAUUUUGAGUAAUUCUAAAAGGGAAAACGAUAAUUUCGAAGCUGUUUCGAACGUGUUUCGAACGACAUGCACGUACUUAGUGUAAAAUCUCACUGAAGUGGAAAUUCUAAAUCAUUGCAGUAGAAAGUUCUUUGAAUUGCCAUUCAGUAGUAAAAUAAAGGUUAUGGUUUCGUCAUAUAGUUGGUAAAUUUAACACGGUGUACCGAAAAAUUCCGUUAUAUCCGAAAUUUCGGUAUAUCAGUAUGGUUGAAUAUCCGGUAUCGAUAUACCGAUAUUGAUUUAAUACCGAUAUUCAGUCCUACAAUAUAUAAUUUGCACAUUUAAUUUACGAAUUAUUCUGAUGGAUAUAGUGUUGUCACUGUUCGAUCUAUCGUGGGGGUGCAAGGGGUGUGCACCCAUCUGUUUGUCUGCAACACCCCCACCCCUAGAGAAGUCCAGCACCACCGUUUCUGCUUUUCGAAUAGCGAUUAGCAGAACGUCUACAACAUGUUAUGCGUGUGUCGAUUUCUUGAAACGAUUUAAUUGAUUUGUGAGCUCACGAGAAAAUACCCAGAAUGCUUUAGCUGAAUAUCAUGGUUAAACAUGUAAACAUGUCGAGGUUGUUGUGCAGCCAUGUUUUCAAAUAUACUGUUCUUCCAAUAACCGCAUACGUAAUAACAAGCCGAUAUAACUUUAUAAACAAGAGAUAAUGUAAAACGUAACAGAACGGCGAACAUGCACAUUCGGUCAUCUCAAGUAAUGAUAAUGCUGGGAUAGUAGCGUUGCAGACUGCAGAGGAGAACCUUAUGUACCACCCCAUGGAAAACCUGCACCCCUUUUUGCAGAUGAGGCUAGAUCCGCCCCUGUUAUUUGGAUAAAAACAAAUUGAGCGUUUGCACAUGACGUCACAGCCGCCAUGUUGGUGUUCCAAUUGAAAAGAAUUUUAAUUAGACUGGAACACCAACAUGGCCGCCAUGGCUUUUGUUGAGUUGGGUUGUUCACCAUUUACACGGAAAUUCCGGUGAUUCCAUACGGAAAGUAAAUGGAACAAGCAUAGUUUCAACGGCCUAACCGGAACUUUUCCGGAAUGAACGGUUUGUUUGCAAUGGUUGUCCUCUCUUACCGAUUGGAACGUUUCAACCGGUGAAUUUUGUUCCAUUUACAUCUUUUAAAAUUUUUUCACCAGUUCCAGGCUCUUCGCGAUUUACUUCAAGCCGGAUGGGUUUUCCAUGUAAAUGGUAAACAACCCUUCAGUGCCUUCCGGUCAGUCACUCUAAAUGGAAGGCGCAUAAUCGGAAUGGGAUUUUCUAUCCGAAAUUUUGCUUACCAUUAGCACAAUUUCAAACCGGGUGGGUUUUCCAUGUAAAUGGCAAACAACCCUGGUCCCUGGGAAUUUCAUUUCAUUUCUUUUAAACUUUAUUUAACGAGGCUAACACAUAAUAGUUUUACAACUAAUAAACUUGUGGCCCUCACGAUAUGCUAUGUAACAACAGUAAAACAACAAUAGAGCAUGCUAUCUACAUAUAUAAUAUAGUGUCUAUAAAAGAUUAUCUAAAAAUGGAUUAAAAACCUUAUCGUUAAGUUGAUUGGUCUUAAGUUUCCGGUAUAAUUCUUUCUUAAAAAUAUAAAUGGAACUACAGGUUCGUAACUUAAGAGGUAGGUAGUUCCAGCAUUUGGCUGUAGUUACCGAAAAAGUACACCCUCCUUCUUUAACUCUGUUAUACAUUGCAUCGGUGGCAAAAUUGUAUAAAGAGCACUGCGAGUGUUUCUGUUAUGUUGAACACCGUUCAAUAUCAACAGAUCCUUGAUGUAAUCUGGACAGGUAUCAGCUGACCUUUUAUAUGCCAUGAGACAACGUUUAACAUCAGCCUCGACAUAAAAAGGUACCCAACCUAGAGUGCUGAACAAGUCGAUACUGCUGUGUCGAGGAUGGGCAUCGAGAAUGACUCUGGCACAUCGCUUUUGCAGCUUGAAAAUCAUAUUAAUGUUCUCUUUACUACAACAUCCUGACCAAGAUACACUGCCAUAGAGUAUAAGUGGUUUAAUCAAUUUAAGCUGUUUUUAAAAUUUUUCGUUGCGUUUUGGUUAUUUUUGUUUUGUUGUGGUAUAUGCUAAAACAAUUACUCACCUCAUUGUCGCGGUAAAUAAUUGUCAAUUUUGUCAUAGUUUAAAAAUUCUUUUUGACAACGUGUAUUUUAAUUUAUCAAUUAUUAGGGCAUUACGACGUGGGCACAAUAUGUUUUUGAGAUAUUACCAAAGAUACCAACGAUAUUAUGUCAACUGUUUAUUAUGGGCAAGUUUAUACUUGUGCUCUAUAAGGAAAUCAAGGAAUAUGGAAUAUUCGGAAUGCAGCUAUUUUCUCCGCAUAACCUCGUAAGUAAUGCUUUGUCAGAUCAACCUCGUUGCUAUGAUGGAAAUUAGAGCUGUGCGGUUAACCGAAAAAUUCGGUUCUUCCGGUACUUUUUUAGCACCGAAAAAUUAUACGCAAAAGAAUCGGUAGUUUCGGUUUUAAUUUCCCGUUUAACGCCCGCGAAACGCCCACCUGAUUGCAGGUUGAAAUGUUUGGAAAAUAACAAGAUUGUGCUCUUUGUGCACAAUAUGCACUGUACUAUAAGUGCUCAAAUAGUUGAUAUUUUAGUUGUGAUAGUUAUUGUUGUGCACUUGCUUAAAAAAGAAAUAUUUCAUGUUCGUAAAUAAAUUCCAAUUGUUCUUUUAAAAUAUUCAGAGAUUUAUACAAACUUACAAAGGCAUAAAUUCAUCUAUUUAGUAAAAUUGCUCGAAACAUAGUACAUAAAUGAGUUCAUACAUUUGCACUGUUCUUCUUUUUUGAAAAUAACCGAACCGAGGUUUUUCUGUUCCAAAAAACCCGGAACCGAGAUAAAAUUUUUGGAACCGCACAGCUCUAAUGGCAACACCGAGUCACCACAAUGUAGUACACACUGGAAUUUUUUUCAAAAUCCUCACUGUGGAAAUAGCAUGCAUUUUCGUUGGAAAACUAUGGAAAUCCAAUUUUCAUACUAAUUGCAAAAUUUCCCAACUUUUAAUUUUUGAUUCCUGUAACAGUAUUAUGUUUGAUCUUCUCACGAAAAAAAAGAUAAGUUUCACACUUGACAUUCUUCACAAUUUGAUUAUACAUCUCAUCCUCAGUUAAUCCAUAACACAUCUUGUGAAACUCAUUGAUAAUUCGUGAAGAAAACACAAAGAAAUCAUGAGCGUGAAGGAGUUUGUAUAUCUGAUACAGAAUCAUGAUUAUUUACAUAAACUUUAAGUUUAAUUUUCUCACCAAUUAUAUCAUUAAUUUAUUUUAAAUUGUUGAAGAAUACGAAUGUUGUCAUCGAGACGUUUUACAAGCUAUAUAAAGCAUUCGAGUCCGUGUUGUAUGUUGUCAUCGAGACGUUUUACAAGCUAUAUAAAGCAUUCGAGUCCGUGUUGUAUCAGACAUACGACCUGUCGCCUUCGCCUCGAGUCAGGGCCGCCGGGAGGGGGGCAGGGAAAAAUUGCCGCGGGCCCCCACCUUAAUAGGGCCCCAACGUGAGAGAACCUAAAAUUGAGUAGGUUCUUUAAAUUGAUCAGAGCAUUUUUGAAAUUGAGGUCCCCCCUUACAGUAGGUCCACAUGCAGUCUAGCCUUAGUCUAUUUGGGUGACUGACUUCUCCAGAGAAUAUUUGCCUCGGGCCCUGCGAAUUCUCUCGGCGGCCUUGGCUCGAGUUUGUAUAUCUGAUACAACACGGCCGCUCAUACUUUAUCUGUUACGUAACGGAGGCAAUUUUCGGCUCCAGAAAUUUUGCCUAAUUCUUAAGACUCACCAUUGAUCUCAAUGACUUUUCAUGAAUAAUAUUCAUAUUUAAAAUUUCAUAUGUUACAUAAUGUCCAUUUAGGAUGAACAUGUUCAUGAGCAUGUGAAAUUGAUCCGACCAUGGUUGCAUGAUCACGUGAACGAUCUCAUUAAAUCAAAGUAAGUUCAUGGGUACACACGUAAAAACGCACAAGUUGUAACAAGUCUGCAAACAAGUUGUUACAAGUCUGUUCACAAGCUGUCAACAAGUUGUGUUCACACUGCUUGUUCCAAGUUUGUUGUAACAAGUUUGAAACAAGCUGUUAACAACUUGCAACAAGCUUGAUGGCAUUAUCAGCCUUGUUACAAAUCUGUGCUAACAAGUUUGUUACAGCCAUGAUAUAACAAGGAUGUUACAAGGUUGUCAACACAAGGUUGUAACAAUCUUGUUUUACCAAGCAUGCAUGUAACGGACUUGUCAGAACAACCUUGCAACAAGUCUGAUAAUUUCGACAAGGUUGUUACAAGUUGUCAACAAGUUGUUCCAAACCUGUUGACAACUUGUGACAAGCGGUGCGAAUACAUCUUGUUGACGGUUUGUUGGCAGACUUGUUACAAGAUGUGAGAUUUUUACUUGUAUCUUGCAGCAAGUCUGCCAACAAGCCGUCAACAAGUUGUGUUCGCACUGCUUGUCGCAAGUUGUCAACAAGUAUGGAAAAACUUUUAACAACCUUGUUGAUACUAUCCGACUUGUUGCAAGGUUGUUCCAGCAAGUCUGAUACAACCAUGAUAUAACAAUAUUGUUACAAUCUUAUGUCGUCAGCCUUGUAACAUUCUCGUUAUAUUAUGAUUGUAUCAGACUUUGUUAUAGAACAACCUUGUAACAAGGCUGAUAAUGCCGUAAAGCUUGUUACAAGUUGUCAACAGCUUGCUAUAAACUUGUUACAACAAUUGGGAACAAGCAGUGCGAACACAACUUGAGAACAGAUUUGUAACAACUUGUUUGCAGACCUGUAACAACUUGUCUAUCAAUUUGUAUAUACUAAUAAAAUAUUUCGCUCUUUUUUUAGACUCACCCGCCAAUAUUCAGGAAUAGGGUUCUACUUGAGGAAAAUUUACAAUCCCGAGAAAAGUAAGUGCUUCAGAUACAGAUUUCGGACGGUUUAAAAAAGUUCCAUUGGAUUCUACCUUAAACAUCUAAAUUAAUGUUGACUAUAUAUAACUGUAUUAAUACUUACUGUCGUUCCAAUUGAAGUGUUGCUCAAAUAUUGAUUCAAUACAUUACCUCGGGCUGACCAAUUCAUUUCAUCAAGUUCCUCGAGAUAUUCAUACACUUCCUAGUAUAAUUGUAAACUUCCUGCUGAAUAGUUUGAAUGCACCAAUCACCUUUGUUGUUUGUGCAACUAACCAAUCAUAAAUAGAAAGGAAGUGACCAGAAAUUAUCAAAUACUUGAAUUGGCUCUUUCACAGGAAGUGUAUGAAUAUCUCGAGGAACUUGAUCAAAUGAAUUGGUCAGCCCGAGGUAAUUGUAUUGAAUCAAUAUUUGAGCAAUACUUCAAUUGGAACGACAGUAAGAGAACAAUAUAAUGGCUACACGGUUUUGAAUAAUUUCGAACAAUUGGUGAUGUGGAGACCAUUGUUAAAUAAGUAUUUUAAGAAGGAACGUGUAAACAAGAACACGCGCGCGCAAGUGCAUAUUGACGCACGCGCAAAAUGACGCGACUGACAGUUAAGUUAAAUUGUCAGCAUUUUUGAACAUAACAUCACAGAGUAGAGACAUACAGAGACGUAACUAGUGUACCCACUUUUUUUGUGCGCAUGCUCGGCAAGUUACUAGAUGCAUGCAUCUGGUUGGAUGACGACCUGAUGACGACUCACUUUAAACUUGCUGAGCACGCGCAGUUGAUCACUUUUCGCCCGGUCGCCUGAAGAAAAGUGGGUACAUGAAAACGUAAUCUUCCGCAGUGUUUACAACGGUCAGUUACGUCUCUGUAUGUCUUAUCUACUCUGUGAUAACAACAACAAUUGUCGCCUGAAGACGGACAUUUAAAAUGUCCGAAACGUUGCAAAUUAAAUUAAAUUAACCUUUUGUAUAAAUCCUUGAGAAAUAAAAAUAAGUAAUAAGUUAUGAACAACAAAGGUGAAAGUUUUAGAAACAAGAUCUAUUACAGAUUGUUUAUAUCUUGCUUAGUUUUCAAAAUAUUUCGACUGAAAAAAGUGAGCUUUUCGCCAUCUUGGAUUAUUGAGGAUAUGCAUGUUACGUCAAGAGAGGGGUCACGCUAUUUUUUUAUCUUGAGAGUAAGCGAUCAAUAUGGGUCCAAAACUUCGUUUCUGGUUACUGUCUGAAAUUUUGAAAUGAUUAAAAACAUUUCAAACAAUUUUGGAUUGUUACUCGGUCAUUUUAGAGUAGUUUUAUAUGGAUAACCCAACUCCUGACGUCAUCAAAACCAUAGUCAAUGAGGUAAAGAAUUUUUCCAAAAUGGCGGAAAGCUCAUUAAUUUCAGUCUAAAUAUUUCGAGAACUAAGCAAGAUAUGACAAAUCUUUAACAGAGUUUAAUAUAUAAUUUUAAGAGUUCUUUUGAAUGAGACAAACUAAUUUUUUUUGCCAAUGUCCUUUAAAUGCAAUGAAAUCAAUGUACAGUUUCAAUUUUACUUAAUAUAAAAACACUGUACACGUGACAAGCCACAUUAAUAGCUAAUAAGUAAAAAAAGUUAUUUGCGUCUUAUUUGAACAUAAUUUAUAAGUCCGACUCUGUUCCGCAAGCCGUCACUAAACUCACUAAGACAUUUCAAGUCUUUCUUGAAUUCUUAGGAAGCUUAUUCUUUCAUUAUAUUCUGGUGCUUAUGAGGUGGUCACAGUUAACCAAACUGACCAGGUUUGUACUUUAUACUCUUUAUAGUAAACGUAUAUCAGGUACUCCAUAGCAAAGUCUGUUACCGACUGGAUGAAAGCAUAGCAAAGUCAGUUACCGACCUGAAAUCUAGUCCAGUUCAAAUUGGAGGACUUGAAAUGACAUCUCAUACGAGUAAAUCACUACUUAAAGUGAGGUGAAUUAAUUUUGAUCUAGCCAAGGACUGAAUUAAUUUUGAUAGAGUCCCAGGACUGGAUCAAUAUACUUCGUCAGGUAUCAAAAAUUUUUAUGUGAGCAAAAUAAAGCAAAACGGUUGGCUAUUUUUCUGUUUACAACCUUCAUAACUAUUGGAUGUCAAUGAGACAGAAAUAUGAUUCGUUUGUAAAGUUGUCAAGCAAGAGUACAGACUGACUAGUGUCUCACCGCUGUAGCUCUCUCUAGUGAUUACGCACUUCGUUAUUAAGAUAUCAGCACGAGCCUUGACCAAAGCUUGAUGAGCACAAGCACCCCAAUUCACCCCUUGCCCCUUCUACCAGAUCUGGCUGGAUCCAUCCCUGGUGGAACACAUCAUAUUUUCCUUGUUUUUCAGGGACCGUGGGCGAAGUGGGUGCUUCCUGACUCGGGUCAAGCGGUACUACCCACGACACAUGAUAAUGAAGAAACAUAUCCCUUGGGUAUGGCUGUUACUUUCGCUGUCACCAGACCAUUAGAACAAGGUAGGGUUUCUCAUGCCUGUAUAUUUACUUUUUUGCAGUUGUUAUAAAUAAGUUGUAAAAAUAUUAUCUUUAAAUACGUGAUUAUUAUCUUUUAACAAGUGAUUAUUAUCUUUUAACACGUGAUUAUUAUCUUUUAACACGUGAUUAUUUUAUUUUAACACGUGAUUAUUAUUCAUUUAACACGUGAUUAUUAUCUUUUAACACGUGAUUAUUAUCUUUUAACACGUGAUUAUUAUACUGUAUAAUUAUUUACUUUUUUGCAGCUGGUAUAAAUAAGUUAUAAAAAAUGUUUUUCGUGUUUUUUCAGACGGUUUCCGGUUUUUACCCUAAACCGCCUUCACCCCAACCUCGUUCCCAGGCUCUUUCCUCUUGUGAAGCCUUUACCCUAGGAUUUUCAGAUUUCAACAAUUUAGCCUCGCAUGAAAGAUAAAUAGUUUGAAACGUGUUUUAACGAACUUUUAGAUGACCAAAAAUUACCUCCAGCACCGAUAUUGUUCCUGUUGACAACGGACGGAGUUCUUUGUCCAUUUUACAUCGUGUACAAGAAUUCUAAGUUAGCUACACGAAUCUGUCAUCCACCUCAACCAUUGGCAGUAGACGGGGAACGUUUGGCGAGUUCUUCAGGUAUUUAUCGCGUCAGUGGACCUUUUUGACUGUCUUUAUUAAGGCAAAAAAAUGAAAUUUCAACAAAACUGCUGAAAACAUCUCAUCAAAAUUAGUGAAAUUUCUUUUUUCUGUUUAAGAGAAGAAAUGUUCGUAUGUUAAACGUUUGUUCGUAAGUUUCGUAUGUUGUUUCGUAUGUUGUAACGUUUUUCAAUCGGCAAACAAACUUAAAAAGUAUGUUAAGUGCUUUAUCUGUAAAAUUAUGCUAAAAUGUAGAGAUUUUAGAUGGUACGCCAAAGAGAAAGUGAUGUAUGAAGUUUAGUAAGUUUUGCUUAUAUUGCUGUAUAAAUAUGGCGUCAAUUGUCAGUGAUAAUUGUAUUUAUAUUUGUGUUUCUCAACCGCCAGAUACAUUUAAGGUAAUUCCGUAGUUUUGCAUUGCACACUUUUACCGCGCACAUCUUAUAACUUAUAAUUUCAUCCAUUAUACGUACCGUUUAAAAAAAUCAUUUUAUGACAAGUCUGUAGUAUAUUUAGGGGCCGAUUACAUGGAGCAUUUUCAACCCCGGGGUUGAACUCAGCCCUGUUUACCGGGUUGAAAUUUCAGCCCUGUCUGUAAUACAAAACUCUAUCAAAAUCAAACGCGCGAUUACAUGACAAAAUGUUCAACCCAGGGCUGAGUUCAACCUUCAACCCCGGGGUUGAACUCAGCCCUGGGUUGAAAAUUUUGUCAUGUAAUCGUUUCAACCCAGGGCUGAAAUUAUCAUGACUUAUUCGAGCAUACGUGGUAGUGACUGUUCAUUACAAGAAAACAAAAUACAGGCUUUUUUUACUUCCGCGAAUCGAUGCCGAGAACGUAUAGUAUAACGUUUCAACCCCGGGGUUGAAAUCGUCCAUGUAAUCGCAAAAAAUUUCAACCCGGUUAACAGGGCUGAGUUCAACCCCGGGGUUGAAAAUGCUCCAUGUAAUCGGCCCCUUAUAAUUAUUUACUUGUAUUUCACGUUUUAAUGCCACAAUUCCCUAAAAAGAUCGGUGACCCCCGUUUUUUAACUGAUAAUUUAUUUCUUUAAUGCAUUUUACAUUUCAUAUCCGAAAUUAAAAGAAAAAUCAUUUCUGGGUCUUGAAAAAAAAUGCUUUAUCAAUGCAUGUUCUCAAAGAAAGAUAUGUAAAGAAAUGUGGAAAAGACAUUUGUGGAUCAGAAUUUUACACGUUAGUAGUUUCAUUUUGCUCAAAACGCAAUAUUUUUUCAAAAAUAAUUACAAGAUAGGUUUACUAUAGCAAAAUCCGCGCUAAAAACGUCAAUAAAUAUCGGGCUGUUGUGAGUUUGCUGUUACUCGUAAUGAGCGUCAAGAUGGCGCCAUAUUGGGGUAAAGGUGGUAUAUUGUGAUUGUCAUAUCUUCUUGACGAGUUCGGUGACCCCGAAUUUUUUGUGUGAUUUUACUUUAAGUACAUCAUAAACUCCAUGCCUGGGAAGUUUCAGCACAUUCUCAUUUCGGGAACAAUUACUGCGGAAUUACCUUAAAAAGGUUGCUAACUAUGUAAACUACAAAAUGAAGCUAAGACUGAAGUAAUUUUGAGAGGAACGCCAAACUGAUUUUAGGUUUUGAACACUUUUCAAAGCAUUCUUUCAAUGCUUUGUUUUAGCUUUAUUUUGUAGUUUACACAGUCAGUUAGCCACCUGGCGGAUGAAAAACACAAAAUAAUAUAGACAAUUUAAACGCUGUAAAAUUGACGCCGUAUUUAUACAGCAAUAUAAUUAUCUAUAUCCCACUGAACUCAAGUCUGAUUGUCCACCCGACUUAGAACAUGAUCACAUUUACGAAGAAUUAUUUCUUUAUAUUUUUGGGAAGUAUUUUUUAUUAUACUGCGUGUGUAAUGUUUUUACCGAUUAAAACUCGCUGUGAGUUUAGUGAACUGAUCAGUAUGCUCUAUAUAGAGAAUACUAAUGAUCACACAAACGCACUGUAAUUGCUAUGAAGCGCACUAUAUGAGACAGUUUAUGAGAUAUAGCCCGCUGAAAGACGGACAUGCGAUUGGCUGAGUGGGUAUAUAUGAUCAUGUCUUAACAGAGCUUAACUACAUAUUCCACUUUGACUUUUACAGGUGUUCCAAAGCCUGCAGGUAGCCUAGCUACUCAAGCCGCCCCAGUCACAAUGCCUCCAACCAAGGCAAUUACCCCAUCUGUUACCCAAGCAACCAAUCCACCCGCCACAACAAGCACCUCUUUUACCGCCUCCAAACCCCCUGUACUCCCUGACAACACUAAGGCACCCCAAUUUGGGUUCAGCCCCCUGACAGGAGCUCAGCCGAAUACUACACCACUAACAUUUGGGCCAUCAAAAGCUACCCAAGCAACCAAGCUGACCACGACUAGCACCUCUGCUGUCACCUCCAAACCCUCUGUACUGCCUGACAACACCAGAGCACCCCAAUUUGGAUCCACGCCUUUCACUGGAACUCCACCAAGUACUACGCUACCCUCAUUUGGCUCAACAAAAAUUUUUGGCUCGAACUUGGCCGGCAUGCCCACCAAUCCUGGCAAUGUAUCAUUCUCUCCUGUGAGCUUACCUCCCAGUGCAAAACCAGGUCAAACCGGUUUGUUCCAGUUUCGUCCACCGCAAAAUCCUCCCUUGACUCAGUCUGGAUUUGUGAGUAUUUUCACUUGGUUUUCACGUAUUUUUCAUGAUAUUGAAUCGGAUUAUAUUUUUUAAAUGUUUAUGAAAAAAAUUUUACCAUAGGCGUACGGACGAAAAAAAAUUAUUAGGGCGGGAGGGGGACAAAAAUUUGAAUGAACCCUGAAUUGUGAAACGGAGAUUCCAAUUACAUGCGAAAUUUUUCAGCCCGGUAUGAAUUUUAAUAAAAUAAUCUGUUCUUUUUUAUUCAACAAAAUUAUAUUAUUUUUAUAGUGAUAAAUUAUAGUAUAAUUGUAAAUGAAAGGUUGUUCAAGCAGCAAUAACCAUGUUCUUCUUAAACUGUCUUCUUUGUAUUUAUGCCAGGGUUCUACGCUUUCAAAAUCUGGACCACUCAGCUUCGUACCGCCUACAGCGUCAACUCCGUCUUCAGCGCAAUCGUCUACUAGCGGACUGCGGACGACGAAACCGACCGAGCCAAACGUUCCCCCCAAAACUGAUCCUACCCAUAAAUCUACCAUUCCCUCAACGACCAAAGCACCCGACGUACGGGGUACCACCCCUGUUAAAACCCCACCAGUGACCAAUGCUAAACCCCCACCGACCAUGCAACCAACUCCCAAUCUAGGAACGCCUGUGGGUGUCAAGAAAGAUGGCGUCGUUCCCGGCAGUAAGGAAGAGUCAAAAGGGAAACCUCUGGCAAAGGUAAUAAUUAAGCGAUUAAUCUAAUUUUUAUAAGCUAUUGUAUACGUCAACUAAUUCAAUAGACAUCGUGGGUAAAAUAAGUCAAGUUUAUGCGAGGGUAGCUGAAGCGACUAUGGGUGGAAAUAUGUUGAAACAACGGCUCGUCCUGUACAAAUUACGUCUAUGUUUCUUUAAAACCUACAAACUCAUUUUAAAAUUUCAUACUUUGUUUGACCCGGAAUUAGCUAUCUAUCAAAGCCCAACCUUUCAAGAAGAAGAACCAAAAUCUGUACCGCGGUGCACUGCACUGCACUGCACUGUACUGCAAUGUACUGCAAUGUACUGCACUGCACUGCACUGCACUGUAGUGUAGUGUAGUAUACUGUACUGUACUGUACUGUACUGUACUGUACUGUACUGUACUGUACUGUACUGUACUGUACUGUACUGUACUGUACUGUACUGUACUGUACUGUACUGUACUGUACUGUACUGUACUGUACUGCAAUGUAGUGCACUGCACUGCACUGCGCUGCGCUGCACUAUAUUGUACUGUACUGUAUUCUGCUCUAUUGUAUUCUAUUGUAUUCAAUUGUAUUGUGUUCUACUGUAUUCUUUUGUAUUCAAAAUACAUUCACUCUAAUUGUAUUAAAAUACAUUGACUGUAUUAAUUCAUCAGGCGUCACCAUCCAAGCAAGAACAACUGGAGGCCGCUAUGCAUAGGAAUAUUCGCAACGAGGCAAGUUUGAGAAAAAUGCGGUAUAUAUAUUCAUUGCAUUACACUUAUGGGGACCUUUAA